Molecule: messenger RNA, 10177 nt
Organism: Corythoichthys intestinalis (scribbled pipefish)
Lineage: Eukaryota; Metazoa; Chordata; Actinopteri; Syngnathiformes; Syngnathidae
Gene: tnika
Product: TRAF2 and NCK interacting kinase a
Exons: 36
Coding region: 304-4803 (1499 amino acids)
Biological process (GO): protein phosphorylation
Molecular function (GO): protein kinase activity; ATP binding
Source: RefSeq, a predicted model, not a curated record
CCCCUCCCUUUCCGCACUUCAUCCGCUGGAUGUCUGUCACCGCACACGGUGGCGGCGGUGGCGACUCACAGUCAGGUUCAACACCGACCCACGAGGCAACUCAUCCGGGUUCGCUCUUGCCUCCGUCCCACCGAAAUGCACCGGGAAGCGGUCGCCGUCGUUGUCCCUUUGCUUUAACCGGAGGCGACUCACACACGGUUGGGAGACAGUUCAAAAGCCAGGACCACCAGCAUUACCUUGGACAUUAAGAGCUAUUUUUUAAGGAUAUUUUUUUGAGGUGUGUAUGACUUGAGCCCUCACGUCAUGGCGAGUGACUCCCCGGCUCGGAGUCUGGAUGAAAUCGACCUGUCUGCUUUGAGGGACCCCGCUGGAAUCUUUGAACUGGUAGAGCUGGUGGGAAACGGCACCUACGGCCAAGUGUACAAGGGUCGCCAUGUUAAAACGGGGCAGCUGGCGGCAAUCAAGGUCAUGGAUGUCACUGGUGACGAGGAAGAAGAGAUCAAAGCAGAAAUCAACAUGCUGAAAAAGUACAGCCACCACCGCAACAUUGCUACCUACUACGGCGCGUUCAUCAAGAAGAACCCGCCAGGAAUGGACGACCAGCUAUGGCUGGUCAUGGAGUUCUGCGGCGCCGGCUCGGUGACAGAUCUGAUCAAGAACACGAAGGGGAACUCUCUGAAAGAAGAGUGGACGGCUUACAUCUGCCGAGAGAUUCUCAGGGGCCUGACUCAUCUCCAUCAGCACAAGGUCAUCCACCGAGACAUCAAGGGGCAAAACGUCCUGCUGACGGAGAAUGCCGAAGUCAAACUAGUGGACUUUGGCGUUUCGGCCCAGUUGGACCGCACGGUGGGAAGGAGGAAUACGUUUAUCGGGACGCCAUAUUGGAUGGCCCCAGAGGUGAUCGCCUGCGACGAGAAUCCCGACGCGACGUACGACUUCAAGAGCGAUUUAUGGUCACUGGGCAUCACGGCUAUCGAGAUGGCUGAAGGAGCACCACCGCUGUGUGACAUGCAUCCCAUGAGAGCCCUCUUCCUCAUCCCGCGAAACCCUGCGCCAAGACUCAAGUCAAAGAAAUGGUCAAAAAAGUUCCAGCUGUUCAUUGAGAGCUGCCUGGUAAAGAGCCACGGACAGAGACCCAGCACAGAGCAGCUCCUCAAGCACCCUUUCAUCAGGGACCUCCCCAACGAGAGGCAGGUCCGCAUCCAGCUCAAAGACCACAUCGAUCGCACUAAGAAGAAGCGAGGUGAAAGGGACGACACCGAGUACGAAUACAGUGGCAGCGAAGAAGAAGACGAGGAACGAGACACGGGUGAACCCAGCUCCAUCAUCAACAUCCCCGGCGAGUCAACCCUGCGGCGUGACUUCCUGCGCCUGCAGUUGGCCAAUAAGGAGCGAUCGGAGGCGCAGCGGCGGCAGCAGCUGGAGCAGCAGCAGAACGAGGAGCACAAGCGCCUGCUGCUGGCUGAGAGGCAGAAGCGCAUCGAGGAGCAGAAGGAGCAGCGGCGGCGCCUAGAGGAGCAGCAACAGCGCGAGCGUGAGCUAAGGAAGCAGCACGAAAGGGAACAGAGAAGGCGCUACGAGGAAAUGGAGCAGCUCCGCAGAGAGGAGGAGCGGCGGCACGCUGAAAGAGAACAGGAGUAUAUCCGUAGGCAGCUGGAAGAGGAGCAAAGACAGUUAGAGAUUCUCCAACAACAGCUUCUACAGGAGCAAGCGCUUCUGAUGGAGUACAAACGCAAGCAGGUGGAGGAGCAGCGGCAGGCCGAACGUCUGCAGAGGCAACUCCAGCAGGAGAGGGCCUACCUAGUGUCUCUACAGCAACAGCAGCAGGAGGGACGGCAGGCAGAGAAGAAACAGCUUUACCAUUACAAAGAUCUCGUUAAUCCCAAUGACAAGCCGACCUGGGCUAAAGAGGUGCCGCAGCAAGCUCAAGUUCAACGCAGUAACCCGCCUCGCUCUAACCUGCGCCAUCACCAGUCAUUCAACCAUCCGCCAUCGUCCUCGUCCCAGGCCUCACAUGGCCAGCCCCGAGCUCAGACCCCUAGACGUACGCCAUCCAUCGGUGCCCAGAUUCUCUCCGGCCACGUCCCUCAGAUCCGCAUUGCGCUAGACCCUGGCGAGCCCCUCGACCCAGGGCUAAAGCAAGAGAUAAGUCAGCAGGUCCGAGAGUUGAGAGCUCAGAAACGCAGUCAGAGGAAGCGGAGCCCGACCGCUGUCAAGGAAGACAGUAAGGCAGCUCGUAAGGAGCUUGCUAACACUGAGAAUGAAUCUUCCGGUCAUGUGCCGGUCAGACAGUCGAACCAUGCAGCUGACCCUCGAGACCAUCGUAAAGACAAGUCCCCAGGCAGGCCCCUUUCUGCACCCAAUCACGCCGAUGUCUCCCAAGUUGUUAGUAAGGGCUCCACGCAGGUCCAAAAACUGGUGGAGGAGAGGUCUAAGAUGAACAGACAGAGUUCUCCAGCACAGCAGCCCAAAGUGUCUAACCGGAUCUCCGACCCUUCCCUCCCUUCCCGAUCCGAGUCCUUCAGCAGCAGCGGGGGCAUGCAAGCCACCCGAACUCCACCUGUCCAUCGUCCCAUCGAACCCCAGAUGGCCCACCUUGUUCCAGUCAAGACGCACUCCAGCUCCAUGUCGGGUUCUCAAUCCCUGCAAGAGCAGACGGUAUCUGCUCUGGGCGAGGGCGCGGGCUCACCCAGGUCCGACAUUCCGCGGCAGAACUCUGACCCGACUCCCGACACUCAAACACCGCCACUGCGCAUCGCUGACAGGGAUCGGGAGAGGUCCACAUGGCAGAGAGAGGAAGACCUGCUACCCAAGGUCAGAGAGUCCCAAUCGAUCCCCCAGAGGACUGCACCCAUUUCUCCAGCUUUGGUCAGAAAAAAUUCCCCCAACGGAGGCGUCUGUUUGGGACCUCGCACGGGUACUCAGCUCAUACGAGCAAGUAAUCCAGACCUACAGCGUUCCGAGCUGUCUCUUGAUGCCAUGUUGCAACGAACUUCCUCCAACUCGUCUUCGUCCUCAUCACCCUCGUCUCAGGGAGGCUCGGUUGAAAGAAGAGGUCAGAACAGACAGGAAGCAUCACCGUUGGGAGCCAAUCCGGAGGCCAAAUCCAAGCAGGAGGAGGGCCGUGAAUCGAGCAGACCCAGCAGGCCUGCAAGUUAUAAGAAAGCCAUAGAUGAGGACCUCAGUGCUUUGGCGAAGGAACUACGGGAGUUGAGGGUCGAGGAGGGGAGCCGGCCUCCAGUCAAGGUGACUGAUUAUUCGUCCUCCAGCGAGGAGUCUGAGAGCAGCGACGAGGAUGGCGAAACUGUGGGGAAUGAUGGAACUGUGGCCGUGAGCGACAUCCCUCGCAUCAUGCCGGCGGUGCAAAGCAGCAGCGAGUCAUACAAAGGACUGAGCGAGGACUCCCUGGGAGAGCCCUACAGUAACUCCAAGGACGGCACGCUGGUCAUGAGAGAGGCUGAGGAGAAGAGGCGAGGCGGCCACGCCGACAGCAACGGCUUCGGGAAUCACAGUAACCACGGCAACCUGCCCGACCUGGUGCGGCAGAGCAACUCGCCCACGGCCGUGCCCUCCGCCCUGCAGGAGUUGGGCGACAUGCCCGAGUUUGGUCUCGGCGGCUCCAAGGCGUCCUUCACCCCAUUCGUCGACCCCCGUGUCUAUCAAACAUCUCCUAACGAUGAAAAUGAGAACUCUGCAGCUGCCAUGUUCGCCAACGAGCUGUUAAGGCAGGAACAGGCGCGACUCAAUGAGGCCAGAAAGAUCUCUGUGGUCAAUGUGAACCCCACCAACAUCCGACCGCAUAGUGACACGCCCGAGAUCCGCAAGUACAAGAAGCGUUUCAACUCGGAAAUCCUUUGCGCCGCGCUCUGGGGCGUGAAUCUACUGGUGGGAACAGAGAACGGCCUCAUGCUGUUGGACCGAAGCGGUCAGGGAAAAGUUUACAAUUUGAUCACCAGACGGCGUUUUCUCCAGAUGGAUGUCCUGGAGGGCCUAAAUGUGCUCGUCACUAUAUCUGGGAAAAAGAACAAGCUACGUGUCUACUACCUGUCUUGGUUAAGGAACCGAAUACUGCACAAUGAUCCCGAAGUGGAGAAGAAGCAAGGCUGGAUCACCGUCGGAGAGCUCGAAGGAUGCGUGCAUUAUAAAGUUGUGAAGUACGAGAGGAUUAAAUUUCUGGUGAUUGCGCUGAAGAACUCUGUAGAGAUCUACGCCUGGGCUCCCAAGCCGUACCACAAGUUCAUGGCCUUUAAGUCGUUCGCCGAACUGCAGCACCGUCCGCAGCUGGUGGACUUGACUGUGGAGGAAGGCCAAAGGUUGAAGGUUAUUUAUGGCUCCAGCGUUGGCUUCCACGUCAUCGACGUGGACUCGGGCAACCCGUACGACAUCUACAUCCCGUCCCACUGUGCCAAAGAGAGCAAGAUUCAGAGCCAGGUGACGCCGCACGCCAUCGUGGUGUUGCCCAAGACGGACGGCAUGGAGAUGCUGCUGUGCUACGAAGACGAGGGCGUCUACGUCAACACCUACGGCAGGAUCACCAAAGAUGUGGUGCUGCAGUGGGGGGAGAUGCCCACCUCUGUUGCCUACAUCCACUCCAAUCAAAUCAUGGGGUGGGGCGAGAAAGCCAUUGAGAUCCGCUCGGUGGAAACGGGUCACCUGGACGGAGUCUUCAUGCACAAGCGAGCACAGAGACUCAAGUUCCUGUGUGAGCGCAACGACAAGGUGUUCUUUGCAUCGGUGCGCUCAGGAGGCAGCAGCCAAGUGUUCUUCAUGACCCUAAACAGGAGCUCCAUGAUGAACUGGUGAUAGCCCCGCCCCCUUUGUCCAGCCUCAACUCCUCCCUCCUUUUUGCACACUUUUCCUCCUUCUCUUCCUGACCCUCACACGCCGCCCUCAUGACUUGAACCACUCCAGGGCAGCCGGUUGACCGCUUCACAGUCUUCCUCCUCUUCCCACCCAUUGAAAAGAUGUCAUCCGAGUCCCUUUAAGAAACAAAUGGCACACUUCCGCUCCUCCUCACUCGCUCUCCUCUUGGUCAUCCUUUCACUCUUUAAAGGUGCUGCAUCAAAUCUCAGCUGUCAAUCAACAAAGUGCGUCUGUGAAACUUUACAUCAUAUGCCUGUACCCAAAACAAUUGUAAGAGUGAAUUUCAUUGGUUAAGUUACCAGUUAAGAAGAAUUUUAGGAAAGACGCUCCGCAAUACAAUGAUUUACUCAUUGACUAUGAUAGACGUCCAAUCCAUUUUAACUGGAAGGGCUUAGAGCGAUCCCAGUCAAAAUGGAGGGAAUGUCCAUCACUGUCAGUGGCAGCUAAUGAGACAAAGGGACAGACAAUAUCUAGUAUAAAUGGACUUUUAUGUGAAAGACUUUUGCUCAAAGUAUUUAAGAAUGCAAAUUUAUUUGACCCUCUGAUAAUGGAGAAAAUAAUUAUAGUUGUCCGAUAAUGACUUUUUAACCGAUAUUCCGAUAUUGUCAACCUACAAAAAUCCGAUACCGAUAUAUACGGUCGUGGACUUAACAUAUUAUGGCUAAUUGUAUCGUGAUGCUCCACUCGAUGCUUUACUAAUGAUAAAUGUAACAACUUCAAGGUUUUCCAAAUAAACAUUCUGUGAAAAACAAGAGAACAACUUCAACUGAAGUUAUGGAAAAAUAGCCUACAUAUUGCACACUAUAUUUAUUGUUGAAAUCAAUAUAGUGCAAACAUCAGUUUUUUUGGAUCAAGUGCAAAGUGCUAAUAAGGCACAUAUUCUGUAUGGGUCAACAGAUGCAAACAAACCGGGUUAGACGCUGGAGUAACGUUAAAUUGGCUUUACUGUGGUCAUCUUUGUUUUGACAAGCGCACUGAUACUUUUUUGUAAAACUGAAAACAACAAAACAUUGUGUCAAUAAUACGAAAUAAAGUCACAAAAUAAAGCAAAGUAUACACCAAGUGUCAAUUUGAAUAUCAGCUGGUAGUACAGUUUGCAAGGAAUGAAGUAUGUACGGUAACCAAAUUUUACAACAAAUGCAAACAAAACGAAAUAUACGCAUCUCCAAUAUACUACACAACGCUCAUAAAUAUAAAACAAAGAAAGAAUAUAACUUACAAGCGAUGCUUGUAUAAGGAACAAAGAACGUGAUGAAAUGGCAAGAGCUGCUAUGGUACACUGGCUGCAGACGUUAGCUGGUCCAUUUCGCUCUCUCUUUUUGCGAUGAGCUUGCGUCGACACAGUGUUGUUAGUCUUUUGGACAAAAAUACUUAUUAGUCAUAUCUUAGUUAUUCCAAAAUGUGUUCAUCUUUGUUUAGUUUCAGUCAACGAAAACUCAAAUUUUGUCUAGUUUUAGUCAACAAUUCUCAAAAUGUUUUUGUCUAUAAACGUCGAAAGUUUUAGUCAAUGAAUAAAAUGUUUCCGACAGUUUCCAAUUUACAUCGACAGACGACCACAUAAUUGUAGUCUCCAAAGACAUCAACAUCUUCAUGAUGUUAAUACACACUCAACAGGAAAGAAGCACAUUAUUUGCAAUUAAUUAAACUCACCUGGACACCAUGAACUAUAUGUAAAAAGUUUUGCAAGAGUUUAAGAAGACACUCACCGAAUCACCAUGCCAAAUGCUAAUGCUAACGCAAACGUUAUGCUAACGCUACAAGUUAGUUUAGUGUGUGAUGAUCACCCAGCACAAACCUUUAAAGGCUAAAGCAACAUGGCAUAGCCAAGAUAAGAAAAACACUUAACAAGCAGCACCUGACACGUUUCACAAAAGGAGCCAUAAAUUGGCACACGUUUAAGCCUGUGUCUGGGGAAAGGAGGGCGCAGCACGUCACGUGAGUGAUACGAUCAAACACUGCUAAAAUGUGUGCUAACUACACAUACGAUAAGAAAAUGUCACACAUUGUGAACUUAUGACGGAAACUAUGGCAAAUUUUCAUCUCCUUCUGAUCUCGUCAGAUGAUAACUGGCAUCCAUCUCGUUAAAUUUUAGUCAUCGCGAUGUCAUGAAAAAAAAUUGUUCGUUGACAAAAUAUUUUCGUUAUCAUUGUUGACGAAAACAACACUGCGACGUCAUAUGAUAACGUCAGCAGAAAGUGCUGGAGCUUAUCAAAACUAAUUACACCUAAGUGCCAGCAGGGGGCUGGCAAAACAUCAGAAACAAAAGCAGGCGAUAAGUGGACUGCCAUAUGCAUAUUGGCAGAAAACCGAUGUCGAUAUCAUCUGGACUAAUUUUAUCCCAAUAUCGGAAAACUCUAAUAUUUAAACACAUAAAAAAUGACAGUUUAAGAAUGCAGCCAUUUUGUGAUGUCAGUUAUACCCACGCACAUUACAGAGUUGAGCACAGGUGCGCGUGAAAUGAGUAUUAAUGAGGUCAUAAGGAAGGGUGGGCAAUCUGGGAUACUUUUAAUUCACUGAAAUAUCGCUUAUGAUGGCCAAUUCCUGGAAAUGCUGACUUUAAUUGAAGUUUUUCUCCAUUAUUACAGAAAGAGUAAAUGCCUUGUAUUUUCAAUUUAUGAAACAAGAUUCUUUAUGCUUGUAUGCACAUGAUAAAGGUUUUGUCUGUCCCUUUAUAGACUUAACUCAUAACCAAUCAGGGGUAAAAACUUUGCUUCAAUCGCAUGAUAAUAAAUUUUAUUAAAGUUAUAUUAAAGUAAAAGUACUUGUAACUGAAAGACUUAUGAAGAACAAGAAAUCGUCGGUCAAGAAAAUGACCAAACCUGAGAAACUGUGGCCACAUUUACAUGCAGCCAAUAACCCUUUCAAAGUGUUUUUUUGUUUGUUUGUUUGUUUGUUUGGGUUGUAACCAGUUUAAGCAAGGCCACGUCAAAAAACGUGAAUAUGCUAUGAAAUGAGAAAGAAAUAGGACGAGAAAGAAACUCAUUAUCAGUACUGUCUAAAACUUUUAUUGGUGGCGGAAAGUACAGGGGUAGUGAAAUUUAGCGACAAGUUAAGACCAAUUUAUACCGGAUGCGUGUGCGGUACGGAUCCACCAAGCUCUGUGUUGACUGCGUGCUCUGGAGUAUGUCAAAAAUGAGACAAAACAUACCGGUUGCGCACAACUGCGGUCCGGCGGCUGCGCCCCGUCGCGAGCGUCCCGUUCUGAUUUGGGAGACUUGACAGUUUAGACUGCAGCCACAUUCUGGAAAAAUGUGGCCCAGAUCGGAUUUGAACCACAUACAAAAGUGACCCAGAUCAGAUUUGAAAUGGUCCACUUUUAUACGACCUGUCCCAUACAGACCGUCAAAUUAAUGCCUCACUCGAGUCGGAAAAAAUCGGAUUUGGGCAUCAAGACCUGCGGUAUGAACCCUAACCUUUGUGACUUUCUACUUCCAUAAUGAAUCGUUCAUCUUCCAUGUUCGCUGGUGUUUAAACCAUGAAUAAGCACCUGGCAUGUUGAUUCCAGGCCUGGAUCCGCCCAUUUUGACAGAUGCGUCUCCGACAAAAAAACGAAAUAACCCAAACCAUCCGGCGGACUCCGGCAUGGCGGAGCUUGUCCGCAGUCAAUCCAUGGUGCAUGUGCCGGUAAGAUAUUCUGACGGUAUGAUAACCUUAAGCCAAAAUUUCACGGUACCACUGUAUUGCAAUUAAAGCUCUAAAAUGUGUUACUUUGAGAUAUCUGGGUUGCAUUUUAUCUCUAGUAUUUGUAAAUAAUUGCAGUUGCACAUCCAAUUUUGUUGUCAAGGCAAUACCAAAUAAAUACUCUUUGAUUCUAUAUUUUUUUGCUCUUGUGAUAAUUGAAAUGAUAAAAUAACAGCCUAAAUAAAUACUACUUACCGCAUAUCUCAAGUAGGCGUGUGCCGGUAUGAGAUUCUGACCGUAUGAUAACCUUAAGCGAAAAUAUCAUGUUUUCAUUGUAACAGGUUUUUUAUUUUUCAAAACAUAUUUUCAAAUUGGAACAUAAGUAUAAUGUUAAGUUAAAAAAAAAUAAUAAUCUAAAAUUAAAUAAAUGUAGUCCUUUAUGUAAGCCUAAACUCACAGCCACAGCUUAACAUUAUUACCAUCAGAACAAAAAUAAUUAUUUUCCAUAAAAAGCACGUGUGUAUGACUCGUAUCAUGUUUACAUUAUACACACACUGAGUCAGAGAGAAUAAAAAAACGUUUUACCACCGCUAGACACAGUAAACACGCUGGAGAUAACUGUCAUAGUUGGUGGGAAACGUUCAUGACCAUGUUUACUAACUUAUUUUUUAUAAAUGCGAAAUCACAUUGGAGGUAUUGCCUCCUCGGCAGCCACCCAUGUCAGUUGGCCUUUCUCCUCUAAGCCACGACCGUCUGUAACUUUUUUGUAGCCGAAGUAUUCCCGUACCGGCGAUUUUUUUUCUUUGAUGGGGGGAAAAAGUUUGGGAGUUUCACCUCCUCCAGCAAUCGUGUAGCACAGCUGACUCAUUGACACUGAGCAACAACCGGUAAGGGAGGGUUGAGCCUUACAGCUGCAAGCGAGGGCUUUCUCCAUGCAUUUUUGGAAAAUAAAAAAUUGCUAAUACCUAAGGGACGGUAUGACGGAAAAUUUUUGCGUUUUUGAAACUUUUUCAUACCACGGUGUAUAUUUUGUUUAUUGUCAUCAUCAUCGGUAUCCCUGACAGACCUUGAAACUGGUAAUCGGCACAUGCAUAGGCGGAGUUUCACUUUUGGGGCAUGGGGGGCACAACCUGUUGAUGACCCCGAAAUGCAGCGUCAGCAAUAAAAUUAACUUACAAGAAUAUGAAUAAUAAUAAGUUGAAAAUGAGCGUUUUUUUGUUUGUUUGUUUGUUUUCCAUCAUUCUUGAGGGGAAUUCUAAAUCAGGCUGCUGACAGGACAGCUAUACUUUUCACCAAGAUCAUCAUCCAUUGAAUAUGGUACGCCCGCCGGUGUCGUGCCAAUGUAGUUACCUUAGUCAAAAAUUGUAUCCCCUCGGCGCAGCUAUAUGGAGGUAGAUUUGUGUCUUUAUUAUUCAAUCAAAAAAAAGUUGCUUCAAUCAAAAAAAAAAAAAGUUGCUUCAAUCAAAAUAUAUAUUUUCAAUUAAAAAAAGUCACUUCAAUUUAAAAAAAUCUGUUUGAAUGCAAAAAUACAUUUGAAAUUAAAAAGAAUGCAUUUGAAAGCUAUUUUUAUUUGAUUUUUUGUUUUGUUUUGAUUGAAGUCAAUUGUUUUGAUCUUUUUUGGUUAAAGUAAUGUUGUGUUUGGGCCACAUUUUGGCAAGGACAUUUGUGUCAUUAUUAAUCAAUCAAAAAAUAA